Messenger RNA from Erpetoichthys calabaricus (reedfish), 10642 nucleotides. It is a transcript of the gene sema4f, whose product is annotated as sema domain, immunoglobulin domain (Ig), transmembrane domain (TM) and short cytoplasmic domain, (semaphorin) 4F. The coding region runs from base 333 to 2600 and encodes 755 amino acids. The record is from RefSeq and is a predicted model, not a curated record. NCBI's taxonomy places the organism in Eukaryota, Metazoa, Chordata, Cladistia, Polypteriformes, Polypteridae. Gene Ontology annotation, molecular function: chemorepellent activity; semaphorin receptor binding. The transcript is spliced from 14 exons. Gene Ontology annotation, biological process: negative chemotaxis; positive regulation of cell migration; negative regulation of axon extension involved in axon guidance.
UAGUAUAGCGCAGCAGUCCACAACAGGGAAUGUACUAAGCAACGAUGCGAGUACCGAAUCGUGCAAGGUGUUUCCAGAUAUAUACCGGACCAAGAGUCGACUGUGUGUGUUGCUCACGGUCCUGACUCGAGUUUCAGAGGAAAAAAAUACAUCGCGCUAUUGUACUGGCGAAAGGGAAGGAAACAGCAACUUUUGUUUCAUCUGGAACACUGGGACCAAGAGGACGCCUUCGUGGUCGAUGAUUAGAGUACGGCCAUUCAGCUAGCUCUGGUGGCAGAGCCGCUGGCUUUCCCAAUUUCUUUUUCUCCUUGGAUCGGAGCUACAGAAGCACAAUGACACUGUUUUAUCUGCCCAGGUCCUUAUUUUGGGUCCUGCACUUUACGUUCGCCGUGGCGAUGAAGCCCGUGCCCAGACUAAGCAGUACCUACCGAGAUCUGGAUCCACAUCUGGUACAGCAGUUCUCUUCUGAAGGAAUUUCCAACUACAGUGUCCUGCUCCUUCACCCAGAAUCGGAUACUCUGUAUGUAGGAGCCAAGAAUGCCAUCUUCGCUCUGAAGACCAAAUCCCUGAACGAGAAUCCAAGAACUAUCCACUGGAACGUGUCAGAGAUCAACCACAAGUCGUGCAGAGACAAAGGAAAGAGCGAGGCUGAAUGUCACAACUAUGUGCGGCUGCUGGAAUUCUACAAUGCAACGCACAUAUAUGCCUGUGGAACCUAUGCCUACAACCCUCAGUGCACCUACAUCAGCAUGUCCCAGUUUACUCUAGAAACAAAAAUGGAGAGUGGCAGAGGGAAAUGUCCAUUUGAACCCAGCCAGCAGUUCACCACCGUGAUGGCAGAUGGAAUUUUGUACGCUGCAACUGUUAACAACUUCCUGGGCACAGAAACUCUGAUCUCGCGUGCAAUGGGGAGUGAGGCAGAGCGCAUUCGAACCGAUACUUCUCUCUACUGGCUUAGUGAGCCGGAGUUUGUGAGUUCUGCUUUUGUGCCAGAGAGCAAGAACAGCAACAAUGGUGAUGAUGACAAGGUCUAUUUCUUUUUGACGGAGACCGCAAGAGAGUACGAGUUUUAUGCUAAAGUGAGAAUUCCCCGUGUGGCUCGAGUUUGCAAAGGUGACAUUGGAGGCCAAAAGACCCUGCAGAAACGCUGGACCACAUUCUUGAAAGCGCAGCUCGCUUGUGAGGAUCCUGACACUGGGGGUCGAUUCAACAUUCUUCGUGAUGUGUACACAUUACGGAUAGACCCAGACAACUGGCAAAGCACCCAGUUCUAUGGAAUCUUCUCUUCUCAAUGGGAACGAGAAGAGGUCUCUGCCAUCUGUGUCUAUACUAUCAAGGACAUUAGCCAUGCCUUUAAUGGUGAUUACAAAAGAGUGAAGUCUGACUAUGAAAAUUCACCAAGCUUGGAGCCUCCACCGAGUCCCCGACCUGGAGCGUGUAUCACAUCAGCAAUAAGGGCACAAGGGUACACCAGCUCUCUGACUCUCCCCGACAGAGUGCUGACAUUUGUGCGAGACCACCCUUUGAUGGAGCAGCCUGUGCUCUCCCAGGCCAUACUAGUCAAGAGAGGCACAAAGUACACAAAGAUUGCAGUGAACAUCUCCCACGCUGGCAGAGAUUCAUUUUCCAUUUUGCUGCUUGGGACAGACCGAGGGGAGCUUCAUAAAGCUGUUUACAGACAUACCAGUAAUGAAGAAGAGGCACUGGUGAUUGAUAAAACAACAUUGUUCUCUACAGAACAGCCAAUUCAAAACAUCCAGCUAUAUCAGGACUUUGUGUUUCUUGGGUCCCCUAGUGAAGUGGUAAAGCUGCCACUGGCCAACUGCAGCCAGCACAGAAGCUGCUAUGAGUGUGUUAUUUCUCGGGACCCAAACUGUGGGUGGAAUACCAAUCAGAAAGAGUGUGUGUGGUUUCAGCAUGAUGUGGGGCUUCUCCAAGAUGUCAAUGUUGGAAAUGCUACAGGUUUAUGUCCUGCUGAAGAAGGAAUCUGUUCUCCGCCUCAAAAGUCUAUGAAAGCAGCGCUUGGAUCUCGUCUAAUCCUCUCCUGCUUACCCCCUUCCACUUGGUCAUCCUGUACCUGGAAAUACCCCAGGCAGUUUCCUGUUCCCAAACAACAUGUCGAUGGUCUUGAGAUCGUAGUAUCCGAGGAAAGCAUGGGGGAGUACAAAUGCAGCUGUGCCGAAAACAAACUGGGCUGUGACAUGGCCUCCUAUGAGGUGAAUCUUGAGAACCCUUUGAACAAGGCACUCGUCGGUACAGAGAGGAAGUACACUGUGGGAGUGUCGUUUUUAUUAUUCAUGCUGGGAGUUUUGAUUGGUGCUGCUGGAAUCUGCAUUUACAACAGAUUGACAGACACCAAACCCAAAGAGCCAGAAAAGCUGGGACUCCAUUAUGAGGCUACCCCUAACACACCCAGCAGCCCAAGUCUAGCAUCUGAGGGCAUUCCCCUCACAGCUAAAAGGAAUGGCUUGGCAAAUGGACAUGCCCUUUACAGUAAUAUUAAUGAAAUAUGUGAAGAAAGUAAGGAGAACGGCGACACCCCAGUGAUCAUGAAACUUGUCGGCACUCCUUUGGACACAUGUGAAGAAAGUUCAAUUUAAGAAAUACAUUCUCGGUCUGGGGCAGCAAGAUAAAUCUCCAACCUCUCUUAUUGCUGUGCUGCUGUUUGCUACUCAUGGAUUACAAAUUGUAGAUUUUUUCUCCUGACUCUUUAGAACUGCAAGGAAGUAAGGAUUCAUGUUGCUCUCUUGAAGCUUAGAGUCGUUCCACCAAGGCAGCAAACGAUAUACAUGGAAGUAGUUUUCCAUUAGACCAGCACAUCAGCACAUUUGGAGUCUAUAGAUGCUUUGGGUUUCUCUUCUGACAUGUCAAAGGAAAGGAAAAAGCAGCACAAUAUGAAGAGAAAUCUUUGGGUUCCAAAUCUUUUAUUUGCGAGAGUGAUAAUGGUUUCUGAGAGAGUUGAGCUCUACCCUCAUUCUGUGCCUAAGCUCAAUUUAGCCCUUGCUACCACUGACAGCCACACUUGAGGCUCUGGUUUUGCACUGGAAUGAUUUUCUCUCUUUUAAUGUUAAUUUAUUGUACUUUUUUUCUUUUGGAAUGAUUCAAAAUUCCUAAUUCAAGGAAGUGUCUUCGAUUUGCACUGCACAGCCCCGCUUUCACAAUGAUCCAGUGUAAUGGCUGAAGAAUCCUUGGAUUUGAGCCCCAGAUGAGCUGGCUUCUGAGCCAUAAAUGGCAGGGCUUUCUUUGGGCCCAUUGUACGGUUCUCAGCACCUUGUUGCUAGGGGGUGACUUGUACCAGAGGAUCAGGGUCUCUGGGCCUCCCUGGAUCAAAGAAUACUUUUGCUGUUUUCUUGGGAAGGGGAGUGGAGUUGGUUUUAGGCUAAGAAAGCCCUUUGAACCCAAGUGGGAAGUGUAUGUAUGUGUUAAUAGGCAUGCUCUUUUUGCACUCUAUUAGAAUGAAGCAGAAAAGGUAACCAUGACUGUGCACCAAAGAACUGUCCGGGUCUGGAGGGGGGUGAUAGUCCGUUUGUAAAGUUCUGAUGCUGUUUGUGCACCUUUGUACAUCGAGCCCUGAAGACACCUGUUUUUAUCUUCCACGACUUGCAAGGCCCCAUUUUAGAAAUCCCCAAAGCCUGAAAUCCACGUAUUAGAGGUGGCACGUGCUGCUUAUGUGGCAUCAUGGUGGCAUUUUCUCACAGGCUUUUCCUAAGGAAAUGGAAUGUGUUUUACAGUUUGAAAAGAACUGCAUAUUCUCAGCAUCCUAGCAAAUGUUUUUAAGACAUUUGCUUUCUUACUUACGUUAAUUGGAAAAUUAUCAGGAAUUAAUGUACUGGGAAAUCGCACAACUUCAGCACCUUCUAGAAAAUGAACGUUAUUUGUACAUAGCAUGUAUGAACCUGAAGGACAGUUUUGAAGUUUGGAUAUAUAUGCUGCUGUAAAUAGAAAAUAUGGUUAAAAUGCUGAUGUAAUAAUGCAUGUGGUGGCGAGAGUGAGAAUCCAAAUAUAGUUUUUUGUUUUUUGCUUCUAUACUCUGUUCUAGGGUGCCCCCAUGCUGUUCUCUAUAUGAGGGCGUAUGUUAAAUUCACAAAGCUACAAAGAGGUGAGCAUGUGAUGGAGCAGUGGAGUUUGAAAUCUGUGGCUUUUAUGUUUGAGAACCUUCUGGCCAGUAACCUGCAGUGUCUGCCUGCCCACAUGGCUUAGCAAAAUGGAUCAAUUGGCAUUUUCCAUGAUAAAUAGCAUUCAAGCAGAGUUUGACAUAGAUGAGUCCUGGCAGUGGCGUACAGCUGCCAUAUACAGUGUCCUGCUCAAAGCCGUACAGAUGUGAAAUGUCAACUUGUGACCACCAUGUUGUUUUCUGUAGCAUUUUAUUUCUCCACCUACUCCUGUCCUGUUUUAUCAAUAUGGCUACUUAGAGCUUCCAGACCUCUCAUUCUUAUGUGCAAUGUAAGGCCACUCACUUUGAUGACUGCCAUCUUGUAGGGUUGACUGAAGCAGGAUCUUUGAAGCUCAGUUUACACUGGAGCUAGUUCCUUCUUUAGUGAACCUUUUGGUGAAUUGACUUUUUUGUUCAAAAAUGUGCAGCAGUGUAUGCUUUAUUGCAGUCGUUUAGUGAUUCAGAGAUUAUUUUUCAACCUAACAUCGAUUAAGUACGAUUUUUCUCUCAGAUCAUUCUCCAUUCUUAGAAAGGUACACGCAGGUGCUAAUAUCAUAGGCUUGUUACACAUUUUUUUUGCACCACCAUCUAUAUAUUAAAAAAACCUGAUGUGUACAGCACAUAUCUCGCCAUAUGUACAGCUGUCAUUUUAUAUCUAAGGUAUUUCAGGCCAAACAAAACUCCACAAAAUCACAGAGUAAAAUCUAGUGGCGUGAGGUUUCUCAAAAUCAGUAGCUUUCUAGCAUUUUAUGGAGUGUGACCACUCUGCCAAGUUCUAUUCUGACCAAGUUAUUAUGUCCUCAAAGUUGCAUCCUGAUCAUCACCACACCGAAUUGUGUUCAGGGAUAGCUCCAUCCAUCUUCCAAAUUCCGCUUACCCAGGGCAGGCAGGGUCACAGUGCAGCUGGAGUCUAUCCCAGCAAGUAUUGGGCGCAAGGCAGGAACAACACCUGGGCAGGGGCCAGGCCAUCAAAGGGUGAACACACACACACACACACACACACACACACACACACGGCCCACUUUAGCCAUUCCACCUAAGCUGCACGUCUUUGGACAGUGUGAGAAAGCCAAAACACCUGGAGGGAAGCCACAUGGACAUGAGGGGAACAUGCAAACCCCAGUUUCCUUGCUGCAAGGCACUAAAGCAUUUAAAUCCUUUGAAAUCUAUCAAAAUAUUGCCCCAUCACAGUACAUUCUGUGUAUAUACAGAAAGUAACAUGAAUUGUGAAACAAUUAAAUAUACAAGGUUCAGUGAGCAGUCACAUUGAGAUGAAGCAGAAAUACAUUAGCCAAAAUGUAUUUUAAAUACUACAGUGUCUUUUUAUUCUCCCAAGGUGUUGUACAAAUUAAAAUAUAUAUUUAUUUCCAAAUUUACACAAUUGGAGCUAUGGCAGCUUAUUUGACAGGAUCACAAAGUGAGUCAAAGGUGCUACAACUGUCCAGAUUUUCAUCCAUUAGGGUGCUUACCUGCCUAAUUAAGAGAAGUAACUACAGGGUCAGGGUGGUACGGUGGCGCAGUGGUGGCGCUGCUGCCUUGCAGUAAGAAGACCUUCCCGGGUCCUCCCUGUGUGGAGUUUGCAUGUUCUCCCCGUGUCUGCAUGGGUUUCCUCCCAAAGUCCAAAGACAUGCAGGUUAGGUGCAUUGGCGAUCCUAAAUUGUCCUUGGUGUGUGGUUGUGUGUGUGCCCUACGGUGGGCUGGCGUCUUGCCCAGUGUUUGUUCCUGCCUUGUACCCUGUGCUGGCUAGGAUUGGCUCCAGCAGACCCCUGUGACCCUGUGUUAGGAUAUUGCAGAUUGAACAAUGACUGACUGACUGACUACAGGGUCGCAAAUUUCUUACGAAUGUAGUCUCCUAUUUCAUACUGAUUUGUGAUGUGAAUAGAAGUCUAGAAAAUGAAUAAAAUAACAAAAUGUCAGACAGUCUGAUACAGUAUAUAAAUACAGACUUAAGGAAAAACUUUGCUUCUCCCCAUGUUUUGAUGAGAAAUGAUGAAGGGGAGCAUCAAAAUAAACUCAGUUAAAAGCACAACUUAAGCCUAGUGGUUGAUUCUUUUAUUUAUUGAGGACCACUUCAUGUUCAGCCAUGUUUAAAUAGUGUCACCCCUCCUCUUCACUACAUUAAUGUCAGAAUGUUAGCCUCUUUAUGCUGAAAGCAGAUGCCAGUUUGGCUUCAGAUUCAUUCAGCAAGACAUCUGGGGUAAAAUCAAAAUAUGUCUUUGUUGUCAGUUUGGAGUGUUAAGACUGUAAUGAAGUCAAACCAAAGGCAGCCCGGCAUGGAGGAGUUUGAUAGUCCAAAAAAAAAAACCACUUGUUUGAAAGGAACGACUUCCAUUCUAGAAACCAGGUCCUGAUGCUCAUGGAAUUGUUGACCUCUAGUCUCCCAUCCUUCUAGUGAAUUUAACAUGUGGUUUGCACUGUGAAGAGAGCUAAACAACUUCAAAUGAAGGGCUGUCACAUUCUCCCACUCAAGAUACCAUUGUUCUUCCACGUGCUCUUUUUUUCUGUCAUAUUGUAAAAAUGUGCACAUUGCGUUACUGAUUGUUCAUUUAUUAAUUGUCCCAGAGUGAGCAAGUCCAUUUCCAUGUCUUCUACCUGAUGUUGCUGAUAAAUCCUUCGACUCCAACUCGAACCCCGACUCCUUAGUUUCCGGUACUUCUGACUCCGACAUAUUUGAUACGCUAAUGUAUUUUCCAUGUUUAUUGAAGGAAGGCAACAUACACAGAAUUACUGACUAGGAAGCCGACUCCCUAACAUAUUGGGCAGUUUAAAGAAAAGAAAAGAACCCCAAAACACACAUCAGGCCAUAGCACACACCUCCACCUACAUCAUUACACUUGUUUAUACUCAAAUGAACUUGUUAAACACAUUAUAUCUGAAAUAAAAUGAAAACACUUUUUGUAAUGUACCAUAAUCCAGAUUACAAUAUGUAAAUGUCAGGUUGUAGAACAGCUCAGCUGAACUUCACACUAGUAGUAACACAACUGUGCACUGGGCUUUAUUCUUACAUCAGAGAAGUACUUAGUUAUUACUAUUGUUUGUGAAAUGGGAUAUUUGAACUUGCUGUAUUUUUUUUUUACAUUACAAUUUAAAUUUAGUAGGAGUCAGAACGUUUUUGCCAACUCCGACCCCAACUCCACAGCCCUGGUUGCUGGUAUAGGCUUCUGCACCCUGUCAGAGACACCAGAAUACUGAGAAAAAAUUUUGAGAAAUGCAUUCAUAAUCCAGUGUAAGAGGUGUUACGGUUCAACAGUCAAAAAGAAACACCUAUCUUGUGGUAUGUCUGCGUCUUAAUUAGUUUAAUAGUUGAACAGAAUGAUAAGCACACAACAUAAAACACCUGUGUACGCACAGCUUUAUCACUUAAACAGCAGUACACAACCCAAAGCAGUAGUGACACGUUCUUAACACAAGCCCGUUUUCUCACCACCUUAAGAUGGCGGGGAUGUAGUGCACAUCCUCUGGUGGAAGGCUGGAAUGAGCCUCAUCGAUUGAUUGUAACAGUGCUCAGAAGUGGAGCAACUAUUCCAUACUGCUUGCUAUGACUGGACUGGCCCGUGUAGUGAACUGUUUGAUUGAAGGAUUUAAUGCGUUUAGGUUGCACUGUUCUUCCCUCAGUCCUACACAACUGAGGUACAGGCUUGUAUCAGUGGGUAUGGACUUCUCUUUCUCUCACCUUCUCUUUCUUAAGAGUAGCAAAGUCAGUUGGCUCCCACUGUUAGCCGCUUUGCAGUUUGCAGCUCAUAAUGUUCACAAUCAGGUGACAUUUUUUGGAGAAGUGAAAUUGGUUGUCCAUUUUGUUGGUAAGUGCCAAGCAUGGACCUGAAGGAACAGAGUCUCCAUUCAUGUGAUAGUAGUUGAAUACCUGACUUUGUUGAGAUUUAUGACAGGCAAUGAACAAUCUCUCAUUUUGCAAUUUGUUUCGUUUCUAUAAAUGUUAUCGUUCAGCCAAGUUGGCCACUUGACUCAUCUGGCAAGUCUUGUCUCUGUAUGCUGUCUCCAGAUUCUAAAAAAUCAUUGACAGGUCGAUGGCUCCAUAAAGACGUUUGUAUAGAACUAUGAACAUUUUGUGUUGAAAUAAUCUGUACUGGCAUAGCGGACACUGUUUAUAUUUGUUUUUAAAAUGUGCUGAUUGAUACCACUGAGGGGAAGAUCAUAAUAAUUAGGAUAUUCCAGACACUAGAAAUUGAAAUGAUGAUGGUCUUCAGACCUAGCUUUUACACCUUCAGUGGCCAUUCACCCAUUUUAAACCAGCAGCCAGGUUGUCCCAAUAUUUCAGUCGGUCACUGCUUAGGACUUUAUGUUUUACAACACACAGGGCAGGUUGACAGGUCUCAGGUGUCAAAAAAGCAAAAGCGCUCACAACAGAACGCCAAAAAGACUAAAGGUGAAACAAAGACCAAGUGCUGUGAACUGCCCUCAAGCCGGCUUAGAACCCAAAUGAAGAUUUUUAAACCUCAUGCUAUGUGGCUGAUAUGGUACCAAUGUUUUUCACUGAUGUUUCUUCAGGUGUGCUUUGAAAAGAUUCCUCGAUGGGAAGUUAUUCUUUUUUGUUUUGUUUUUUAACAGUCAGGUGUAGCAGCUGUAACGUUUGUGACCACAGGGUAAUGGACUCUGGCCUGUCUAAAUUAGAGAAGGACACGUGGGCCGAAUGUACCCUUUUUAUACCUACUGAAAUUCAGACAGACAUGGACUAUCUGAUACAGUAUAUUGUAAAGUAUAAGUGGGGGGGUGUUGUUGAAGAUUCUGGGAAAUGGGGGCUUUUAUGGAUAACAUCAGGCCUGGGCUAAUAUGAUCCUGUCUUGGGCUGCAGUGCUGUUUUUUUGUGUCUUUUUUUUUUCUAAUUUAUUAUCUUUUCAUUUUGCAAAGGAAUACAGCAAACUAAUAAACACUUUAAUUCAGAAAAAUGUCACAACUGCAGUAACAAUAGAGAAGGAGCACCAGCCCCAAACCCCCAGGAAUCGGACCCUGUCAUCACUGACAAGGAAUGGGAUUUUUACCUUCAGUUUUUAGAUUUAUACACUCAGCCUGUGCAAGCUGCAUGGCAUAGUUGUCCAUUUUCACUGUGCAUGAUCAGUCGUUUUCUGUAAAGAGUAGGAUGUACAUAACCUGCAGCACAAUGUCAGGAGUCCUUUAAAGCAGAAUUCUCAUCCAAAUGUUACCACAGGGUCUCUCUCGUUUUCAGGCCUUUGCAUUUUGUUACAAAGAAUUGCAACUCUGUGCACAUUUGAAUAUGGAAGACAUGAUGUCUUAUUGUGUGUAUGUAUGUAUAGUUAUGUAUGUUUUUAUGUACGCGUGCACCUAUAAUAUAUAUAUAUAUAUAUAUAUAUAUACAAUGUGUGUGUGUAUGUGUGUAUAUUAUAUACACACACAUAAUGUAAUAUUGUAGUGUAUACUGUAUACUUGGUGACAAUGGGGCUACUAACUGGGCGCAUCUUUUAGGGAGCUGCCGCUUUAUAACCACACCUUAUAAACAGCACAAUACAUUGUUAGUGUUCUUCCAUUAUUUUGAUGUCAAAAAACUAUUUGGUUCGUAUUAUUACGUAGAUUUUAAAAGCACCCCAGUGAAAUUUUACAAUAGAUCCUUCCAGUACUGCAUCUACUAGUCAAGUACUGCUAUGUCGUAAGAUAGACUUUGCACGUAUUACCCUGAAGUAAGAGUCUACUAGAUUAAAACUUCACAAAGCUCCCACGGUAAAGUCAUUAUAGAUACCAGGAUACGGCUGCUGGGAAGUGUUUCUAUUCAAAUUCAGGCAAAUUGUAUACAAGAGCAUAGCAGAGACAUCUUUAAUCGGGGUUUAAUUUACAGUACAUCGUGGGGCAAAAUCACACUAACAUUCGUAGAGCUGGGUCCUUCUUUUAAGAAGUUCCUGUAAAAUGAUAUUAUGAAUGUACCUAAAUAUAUAACUACUUGGCCUGUCAUAAAGUAAUGAGAUUGAAAAAGAAAAAUCCAAAAAAGCUAUAACUGGAUGUCACAUAAAAUAUAAAUUUUCAAGAAUACUUCUGGAAUGACCAACAUAUAAUACAUUUUACAAUAAAUUCUCUGUACUAUCGGUCUGAUUUAUUAAAUGAUAGACUGUAUGUGUGUUAAUUUAUGUAUAUGUAGGUGUACAGAAUACAUACACACAUACAUAGACUCUCUCUCUUUACAUUUAUAUAAUAUAUAUAUGUACACGCACAUACAUCCUUUUUACAUAUGCAUAUAUCAUUAUUUACUAAUAUAAUAAUAUUCUGUAAUGUCUAUACAUACAUACACACCACAAAAACAGUUAAUUGCAGAUGUGUUUUCUGUUACUCCUGAACUUUAAAAGCUCAAGAUAAAAAUGUUUUGUAAUAUUUAAAUACACUUUGAAUAUGUACGUUUAUUUUUGUAAGUUAUUUAAAAAUGUAUUAUCUGACUAUAAAGUAACAUUUUGUUUUCUUUGUUAACUUUUUGGGCGUUUUUGUCUGAUUUUUUUUUUCCCCAUCUGUGAUAUAAAGCUACCUCUGUCA